CCCCUCUCGACGCUCCACUUUUUCGCUGAGAAAGAAGCAUCGGCGGGAGUGAGGAGCGCAAGGCCCGGCGUCGAGGCGUCGCAGUCACAAGCGGCGCAGUGGCGAGGGGGAGAUGUCGGACCUUGGGGACUGGUUCCGGAGCAUUCCGCUUAUCACCCGCUACUGGUUUGCAAGUUCUAUCGUGGUGCCCCUCGUCGGCAAGCUAGGCCUGAUCAGCCCCGUUUAUCUCUUCCUGUGGCCCGACGCCUUCAUCAACCGCUUCCAGAUCUGGAGGCCAAUAACUGCAACAUUUUAUUUCCCUGUUGGCCCAGGGACAGGCUUUCUGUAUCUGGUGAACUUAUAUUUUUUGUAUCAGUAUUCAUCACGUCUGGAAACAGGUGCUUUUGAUGGAAGGCCUGCGGACUACGUGUUCAUGCUGCUGUUUAACUGGAUUUGCAUUGUGAUUACUGGCUUGGCUAUGAAUAUGCAAUUGCUGAUGAUCCCCCUGAUCAUGUCAGUACUUUAUGUUUGGGCCCAGCUGAACAGAGACAUGAUUGUGUCAUUUUGGUUUGGGACUCGGUUUAAGGCAUGCUAUUUGCCAUGGGUUAUCCUGGGAUUCAACUAUAUCAUUGGAGGCUCUAUCAUCAAUGAACUGAUCGGCAACUUGGUUGGUCAUCUGUACUUUUUCUUAAUGUUUAAAUAUCCAAUGGAUUUGGGAGGAAGAAAUUUUCUGUCAACACCUCAGUUUCUGUACAGCUGGCUGCCCAACAGAAGAGGAGGGGUAUCCGGAUUUGGGGUUCCCCCUGCCAGCAUGCGAAGACCUGCAGAAAAUCGCCAGGGAGACACGAGGCAUAACUGGGGCCAGGGCUUUCGGCUAGGUGAUCAAUGAAAAAAAACCUUUCUGCUUUUCUUUCUUUUUCCUGUGAGGAACAUCUUCGACAAUACAAGGGAAUGUUUCUUGCUGUGGAGUGAAUUCAAGGACCAGGUUUGCUCUAGGGCUGUUGGCUCUGACCCAUUAUGAAUUCUCGUUUGUUCCUGGUGGAAGACAACACGGCUGACGGACAAGAUAGAUUGUAUUCCAGGCCAUUAACAUAUUUAGCUUGUGGCUGCCAUUAAAAAAGGAAACACACAUUUCUAAGGGUGUCUAACACAGCGUACUUCUAUUACAGUGAAUUCAUGUCUGUCAAUCAGUCUUGUAGGCCUCACUUCAUGUAAGAGCCCUACAAAAUUCUUCCCGAAUCCACUUUGGGGUCAAAAAGCUGUCUGAGCCUCCAUUUUGAAUUCAUACUAGAGUUCAAGUCCACUGUAAUGCUAAGAAAAACAUUUCAGGUAUCCACGGCUGCAUUUUUCUUUAUUUAGUCGGAAGCAACUUUUUUUAAAAUCUCUUUUUGAGUGACAAGUGCUACUUAACUAAUUCAGAUAAUGAAUUCUCCCUGGAGCCAUCAGAGAGAGAGAGAGAGAAAGAAAGGAAGAAAGAAAGGAAGGGUUGGCUGGAGAGUGCUAGCUUUUAAUUUGCAAGCUUACUGUAGCCUCUGCACCCCCAGCAUAGCAAAUAUGGUGCAUUUUAAACGCCCGGUUCUGUGCACUGACUUUGGAGCAAGUCUUACAGAUCGUGAUUUUGAUGGGGUUGACUCAGUAAAAGUGUAUUUACUUGGAAGUGAGAAAAAAUGUGCUCUGUUGCCUCAAAUGUGUAACCAUGGCUUUGGCGCGUGUCUCCUGGCAUGAAUGACCAGAGAACGCUUCUCUCGCACAAGAGUGAGAGGACAAUCUGAAUGCAGAGAGAUCUGUUGAGCAGUAAGGUAGAAUACCUUUUUGCAGAAUGAUAAAAACAACACGAAUCAGAUGGCUGAGCUUGAUAAAGGAGAUGCUAACUUCCUCCAGCUUUUUUCAUUUUUGAAUGUAACAUGAGAACAUAAAUAAUAUGUAGUAAUCUCUGAUGGAAGAGGGUGAUUAGUUUUCAUGUAAGAAACUGGUGUAGUGUCGUAAGGUACGUGGAGCUGCUGACAGGGUGAUGUUGGAGAAUGUUCCCAGAUGGGCCGUGAUAAGGGAGACUCAGACUUCCCUUCGUUCUGUUAAAGGAUUGGCCUUCUCUAGAACUGAUUGAGCUUCUCUGACUUGAUGUGAAUUAGGCCACAAGACCCACUAUGGGAAUCCAAGAAAGAUCACAGCAAUCCUCGUCUUGUCCUUCAUCCCCUAAUUACACAAGCAUAAUUGUCUACGGUUCCGUCUCUAAAAUAGGGAUACAAAUGAAUGUUUAUUCAGCUCUGCUAGGAAAUGGUGUUUCCAAAAAAUGGGAAGUGCUAUGUUCAUAGUUAUGAAUGCUUUGUUUGCCAUUCCCAGUAAUUGCCAGCAAUUUCAAAUCAGUGACUAGUUUAGUCAACUGGGAUGAUGGAAUGAUUUUACUAUUGUCUGCAACUAGUUCACAAUCCCUUUAUGGCAGUGUUGCUCAACCUUGGCAACUUUAAGAUGAGUGGACUACCAGAAUUCCCCAGCCAGCCAUGCUGGUUGGGGAAUUCUGGGAGUUGAAGUCCACUCAUCUUAAAGCUGCUAAGGUUGAGACUGCUUUAUAGUCUCUGAGGAAAGCAGAGCCUUGUGAUUAUGCUUCCAGUCGUGCAGUAAUACAUAGAUAAAGGACUCAUUUAGCACAAAUUUCUAGGUACUUCAUUACUCUUAACUUGGUUUUUAUAUCUAGUAAGACGACAGAAGACCCAGAUUAUGCUGCUUGUCACUACUACUGUUUUUUUUUUAAUGUUAGGAACAGAUUUCUGAAUGUCACUGGGUAGUAUCUGUGGUUCUCUUGAGUUGUCAUCCAAAAGAGGAAAAAUACAAAGAGGACAGAACGGUGCGCAUACCUCAAACUUUGGUUGCUCAGAUUCUACUGCCAAAGAACCAAGCAACGGUUUUAAAUAAACUUUUUGGGUGUCGCUAUGCAAAUUAGAAAGCAAUUGUGGGCUUGUAUAGCUUCCCCCCCCCCCCAUGGCUGAAUGCUGUUGCUUUAGAUGUUAACUGAGGAAACUUACUACAGAAAUUAUUUUGGUCAAACCUAACCUGUUUGUAAAGCAAAAACUCAGCUAUAAGAUCUAGCAGGCAAAACCCAGGACAAGCCCAUUGCUACAUUUUGAGAAAAAAUAUGGAUUGACUUGCACAAGGCUAAGUUUCUCAUGCAUGCUGCAUCUUCGCAGCUUUACGAACAACCUUAUAUAUUAAAGGCCGGUGGUUGCUUCCUUAUGUAGGCCAUUAAUAGGAUUGUGUAUGUCAUCUUUUUAAAUAAAAGUGAAUGGAGGGGUCUAGAUUAGAACAGUCACCCCAGUCAUGCUGGUAUUUUACUGAUAGGAAUUCCUUAGCUUGGGAGGAACUAAAAAAACAAUCACCAAAUGAAAUUCUCCCACUGUUGGAAACAGUUAUUCUGAUAGUUCUUCAGAAUGGUAUUGCUUGGAUAUUAGUGAAGGAUCCUUCACUUGGACCUUUCUGUCAGAUCCCAAUGGAGGCCUGCUGCUACUGGAGAGCUACAAGGGUGUGGCCAUUAAGCGAGCAGGAGUGGCUUCCUCCAUGAAGCAUGGCACUCAAAUAAAUAUAAACACAUAAUUUAAAAAAUCAUUGUUUCUCUCAUCUUCCCAGCACGUCUCACUGCCAAAGAGUCAAAGUGGUGGUAGGAUGGACAGAACAGCAGCUUAGCUCUUCCAAUUUUGGGGAACAGUUAAUGCCAACCUAUAUUCCUUGUUUGCAGGAACGUGAGAGAUCAGAUCCUAAGCUAUGAGUUCCAGCCUUACAAGCAUAAAGAGGGAAGGAGAUGGGGGCAAAGUUAGUUUGUUGAUCUCUGAGCAACUUCAGAUGUUCAGGAAGGACACACAGAUAACCUGCUACGUUGUAUGGUUAAGUGGGAAUGCCUUGACUGUGAGAUAUGCUCUGCGUACCCCUUGCAGUACUUCAGGUGGGCGAGGGAAGGCAGUCUGUUCUAUCCUCAAGAUUGGAUUUGGCUCUUUGUAUCUCCACAGCAACAUUUCUGUGCACGUGGAAAUCCUAUCUAUUAUGGAGAGAGCAUCUAUCUACAUUUUUCUGAUACGCUGGUUUUCCGGGAGCAAUUGUUGCAUUCAAAAAGCGGUCUGCCACAGUCACACCAUAUUGCUUUCCUAAAUGUAAUUCACUCUUAUGACUCUUCAUGCAUUGCUUUGCUCACCUGAAGCACUUUACCCCCGGUUUUAAGUUGAUACUGUCAAGGGCCGAUUCUGUUGUGAAACAGGCACCUCUAUUCUUUUGUAUAGACAACUUCUCUUUUUGUAACUAAAUUCUUUUUUGUUCUUGUCAUUGGUAAAGUUUUAAAUUAAAGCUGUAAAACUGUA
Candoia aspera is the source of this 4319-nucleotide messenger RNA. It is a transcript of the gene DERL1, whose product is annotated as derlin 1. The coding region runs from base 113 to 868 and encodes 251 amino acids. Gene Ontology annotation, cellular component: endoplasmic reticulum membrane; Hrd1p ubiquitin ligase ERAD-L complex. Gene Ontology annotation, molecular function: misfolded protein binding; ubiquitin-specific protease binding. The record is from RefSeq and is a predicted model, not a curated record. Lineage: Eukaryota; Metazoa; Chordata; Lepidosauria; Squamata; Candoiidae. Gene Ontology annotation, biological process: endoplasmic reticulum unfolded protein response. The transcript has 8 exons.